This is a messenger RNA of Haemonchus placei, 393 nucleotides long. The record is from the annotation of a GenBank genome assembly. Lineage: Eukaryota; Metazoa; Nematoda; Chromadorea; Rhabditida; Trichostrongylidae.
CAAACUCGAGAAUUGGCAGAGGGUAUUGGCGGAGAAUGGACUCCGGCUGAACGUGAAGAAGACCAAUUCCUCAGCUCCGAGAAGGGCACGGAGUCAAUUGUCGGCGGUCGCGGGGAAGCCAUCGAGAAGGUCCAGGACCUCCGCUACCUGGGAAGUGAUCUAGCCGCUGAUGAUGGGCUGGACGCGGCUGCAUCGGGUACUAUGCAAACAGCCCCAGUUCAACUGAAGAUGGGAGAGCAGCGCCUGCGACGGUUCGGGCAUGUACUAAAAAGACCACAGAGCUAUUCGAUAAGGGAAGCAAUGGAGUUCGAGGCUCAAGGUAAGCGACACCGUGGAGCCCCCAAGAAGAGAUGGCGGGACAUGAUCAAGAAGGACCUCGCCAAGCCAAGGUGA